Molecule: messenger RNA, 1489 nt
Organism: Schizophyllum commune H4-8
Lineage: Eukaryota; Fungi; Basidiomycota; Agaricomycetes; Agaricales; Schizophyllaceae
Product: VAMP-associated protein
Exons: 6
Coding region: 17-1078 (353 amino acids)
Biological process (GO): endoplasmic reticulum membrane organization
Cellular component (GO): endoplasmic reticulum membrane; plasma membrane
Molecular function (GO): FFAT motif binding
Source: RefSeq, a predicted model, not a curated record
UUUGCUUCUCGCCGCCAUGUCUGUCUCCCUCCAGCCGUCAAGUGCUCUGGGUUUUCCUCGCCCCCUCACCCAGCAGCGCACGCGCUCGCUGGCCGUGACUAACCACAAUAAUGCCCCGGUGGCUUUCAAGGUCAAGACCACGGCGCCCAAGCUUUACUGUGUGCGCCCCAACUCUGGCAGGGUAGAGCCUGGCGAGACCGUCGAGGUUGCGGUCAUGCUCCAGGCCCUCAAGGACGAGCCUCCUCUCAAUGCCAAGUGCAAGGACAAGUUCCUUAUCCAGAGCACCAUCAUCACCCCGGAGAAGGAGACCUUGCCUCUUCAAGAAAUUUGGAACACGGAUGGCGACGAGACCCGCGUCCACCAACAAAAACUUCGCGUUACCUACUUGCCGCCGGAGGGUCAGACGGUGCCCGAGGAGGACGAGAGCGUGGCGAACAUGAGCUCCAUGAUCGGUGAACAGCGCUACGACACUGUCCGCCAACAACCGAACGGCGUUCCCGAGGCGAUCCCCGAAUUCAACGAGCCACCGCACGAGGAGCCGCCCCGCGCGCCCACGCCCACCCAAUAUACCGCCGCGCACGAAGAGCAGCACGAGGAGUACUCGCAUCCGCCCGAGCCUGCAGCGCCCGUCACCGUCAAUGUCCACCCUCCGCCCCCCACGCCCCCUGUCGCCCAGCAGCAGUUCCAGGCUGAGCAGCCCGCGCCUGCACCACAGGUCGCUGCCGCCGUCGCGUCAGCGCCCAAAGACGAGCCCUCCAAGGAGACGCUGGAGUACGCUGCGAAGUACCAGGAGGCGCUCCGCGAAAUCGAGAGGUUGCGCGCGUUGCUCGCCAGCGCGCCCAAGGCCCCCGAGUCUGCGCCGCCAACGGAGGUCCGCAGGCGCACGCGGAAACUUUCCGAGGACGAGAGCUCGAUUGCCGACUCGGACGUGCGCAGCGUUCGCACCGGCGUGUCAUCGCGUACGGGCGUCUCCUCGCGGUCAUACGACGACCGUGACCUUCAGCAGGACGGCGUGCCCUUGCAGGUGGUCGUCGUCAUCGCGUUGACGGUGUUCACGAUGACGUACCUCUUCUUCUAAAUGUCGCCUAUUCCGCUGCCGCCGCGGCCCGCCCACCCUCGUUUACGGACGCUCUCGCGUUGCUUUCUGUCUACCUGUCUGUCGAUACAAUACGACUGUGUCUAUGCGAUACGAUCGUGUGAUUGUGGCACGAUUCUUGGUUGCUGGCACGCACGACCUUGUUGGUGAUACGCUCGUUCAGCGACGGGAGGGAGUCCGUCGCUGCGUAUUUAACGCUGUUCAUAUUUUCCGUUUUUCUGCGCAUGUAUAUUCUUUCUCUCCGCUUCUCUUUUUUAUUCUCGAGGGCUGGUGAUCGGGGCGUCGCACGUCUAGAGUGGUGGGCGUCGUGUCGUAUUCUACGCGAUACCUGGUCGGUAAAGUUUGUCCCUAGUACGUAGGUUUGGUUUACAAUGACGGAUUUCCUUUUCUUUC